Myripristis murdjan (pinecone soldierfish) is the source of this 4701-nucleotide messenger RNA. It is a transcript of the gene fchsd2, whose product is annotated as FCH and double SH3 domains 2. Gene Ontology annotation, molecular function: protein binding. Gene Ontology annotation, biological process: regulation of actin filament polymerization; neuromuscular synaptic transmission. Bases 261 to 2555 code for a protein of 764 amino acids. Gene Ontology annotation, cellular component: neuromuscular junction; recycling endosome. Lineage: Eukaryota; Metazoa; Chordata; Actinopteri; Holocentriformes; Holocentridae. The transcript is spliced from 21 exons. The record is from RefSeq and is a predicted model, not a curated record.
GUCCUCUAGUAGUGGGAGCAACCAAGAGAAGUGUGUUUAGUCUCCCCUCGUAGCUGCAGUUUUUGCUCUUUACAGCUAGCCGUUUAUCAUCAAUCAUGGCCGUCGGAGUACAAAUUUGACUCUGUCUUUCCUCCCUGUCUUCUGGAGGGGGGGAUAAUUUGUUUUGUAGGAGCACACAUUAGCCCCCCGCACUGAUUAGGAUUACUUUGGAAUUAUAAGACAUUUCACAAGGGAAAUACCAUUCAUGUCAAUACUCCAAAAUGCAGCCGCCGCCAAGGAAGGUCAAAGUGACGCAGGAACUGAAAAAUACACACACAGAACAGAUGACAAGGCUGCACUUCAAACACCAGACUGAAUGUGACCUGCUGGAAGACAUGAGGACCUACAGUCUUAAGAAGGGACAGCUGGAGAGGGACUAUGCCCAGGCUCUGCAGAAGUUAGCCAGUCAGUACCUAAAGAGAGACUGGCCUGGAAUCAACCCUGAUGACCAGAGAACCGACUACAGGAAUGUGUAUGCGGUGUGGAGGUCCUACCUAGAAGGAACGGUGCAGGUGAGCCAGUCCAGGCUCAAUGUGUGUGACAACUACAAGAGUCAGAUAUCAGACCCGGCCAAGACUGUACGACUUUACAAGGAGCAGCAACUCAAAAAGACCAUAGACCAGCUGAGUGGUAUCCAGGCAGAACUGCAGGAGUCGGUGAAGGAGCUGGCCAAGGCCAAGAAAAAAUACUACGACUGUGAGCAGGUGGCUCACGCUGUACGAGAGAAGGCUGACAUAGAGGCCAAGUCUAAGUUGGGACUGUUUCAGUCAAGAAUUAGUUUACAGAAAGCUAGCGUAAAGUUGAAAGCUAAAAGGAGUGACUGUAACUCCAAGGCGACCCAGGCCAGGAAUGACUACCUGCUCACGCUAGCUGCCGCUAAUGCUCAUCACGACCGCUACUACCAUACAGAUCUACUGCACUGCAUACAGGCCUUGGAUGGCGGGAUAUAUGAGCAUGUGAAAGACUACCUAGUAGCGUUGUGUCGCACCGAGCUGGAGGCCUCACAGGCCUCACACACCACCUUCCAGUUCCUGUUGGACAAAUCCACCAGGGUAAUACAGGAGUUCAACCAGCAGUUGUUCAUGCAGGAGAACCCGGUUUUUCACAAAGCACAUGACUUCCAGUUCCAGCCCAGUGAAUGUGACACGAGUCGUCAGCUGGAGUCUGAGACCGGGACGACGGAGGAGCACAGUCUGAACAAGGAAGCCAGGAAAUGGGCGACCAGAGUGGCAAGAGAACACAAGAACAUCAUCCACUACAAGAGAUCCCUAGAGGACUGUGAGAGCCACGGUUUGCCCCCCACAGAACAGAGUAGAGCAGAUCUGGAGCUGAAGAUAGAGGACACCAAAGAAAACAUACGCAAAGCUGAGACAAUAAAGUUAAAAGCUGAGGCUCGGUUGGACCUUCUACGACAAGUUGGGGUUGCUGUUGACACCUGGCUGAAGAGCGCCAUGAACCAGGUGAUGGAAGAGCUGGAGAAUGAACGUUGGGCCAACUACACCUCCCACGAUCCCUCACUCUCGGGAACAGUAGACUUAGAGCGUGAGGAGGGUGAAGAGUGUGAAGAGAACAUGGAGGUUUUCGACGACAGCAGCUCCAGUCCUUCUGGAACCCUCCGCAACUACCCGCUAACCUGCAAGGUCCUCUACUCAUACAAGGCCUCUCAGCCAGACGAGUUGACCAUAGAUGAACAGGAGAUGCUGGAAGUCAUUGAGGAUGGAGAUAUGGAGGACUGGGUCAAGGCUCGCAAUAAGACCGGUCAAGUGGGCUACGUCCCAGAGAAAUAUCUGCAGUUCCCAACCUCAAACAGCCUACUGAGCAUGCUCCAAUCACUGGCAGCGCUCGAUGCUCGAUCCCACACCUCUUCCAAUUCAACCGAGCCAGAGCUGCACUCGGGCUGCAUCAAUGGAGACACAAACAUGGUGUACGUCCGUGCUCUUUACGAUUACGAGGGUCAGGCAGAUGAGGAACUUUCCUUUGCUGAGGGAGCGGUGAUCCGCCUGCUCAGUCGCGACACCCAGACAGACGAUGGCUUCUGGGAGGGCGAGCUCAACGGGCGGGUGGGAGUAUUCCCCUCCGUGCUGGUAGAAGAUUUAACUGAGAAUGGAGAGAGCAGCGGAGGAGGGGCCACUGUCAUACAGAUCUCUCCGUCUCAGAAGAUGCCCUCCUCUCUGCCACCUCUUCCUCUGUACGAUCAACCUCCCAUCAGCCCCUUCACCAGCCCGGAGACCUCCACCCCCCCUCCGCUCCCCCGCUCGCCCUCCACCGCACUCAACGGCGAGCACAAGCCUCCGCUGCCCGCCUCCUCGCACAAGGGACCAACAGCCACCCACAAUCACAACUCUGGCAGGAGUCCAGUGUCUCCAGGUUUCCCUCAGGCGCCUCGAUUCACCCCUGAGGGAGGCCCUGGAAAACUACGCCCUGUGCGUGCUGCCCCACCUCCCCCCAAACAGCACCCGCGCCGGCAGCAGGAGAAGAGCGACAAGACGGAGGAGGUGGAGAUCACACUAGUGUGACAGACAAGCACGCUGGCAGGCAAUUACAGAGACAGCAAGAUGACAAGUCACACAGACAGACAUACAGACAGACAGGCAGGCAGACAGGCAGACAUACCCUACAGGCUGGGGAGAGGAACUGCUCUGAAACGAAUCGAGCUCGAACAAAGUGAACUGAACUGAAGUGAACUCAGCUCUGACAACCGCAUCAACCCUCAGCCUCUCCACAGCUUUUCUCCUCCUCGAGUGGAGGAGGAGAGGAGGGAGGAGGGAUAAAGACAGAGUGUCCGGUUAAAUAAACUCUGUAUUUGCCUCCUAAAGAAUGUGGAGUGCAGCAGUAGCCCUCCCACCCUUCACCCUUCCCUUCUUGCCUUAAAUCCUCACCUCAUCUGCCAGCCAUCUUGAGUGAAGGACUUCAGCUGGAGGACAAUGAAGACGAGGAGGAGGAGGAGGAAGAAUGUUUGGGGAAGGGAGGAGUGUGUGGGAAGAGGAGCACUACAAAGUGUUAAUGGGUUUGGCAAGGUUUUUUUUUAAUUAUUAAGCUUCCACAUAUUUUAAAUUCGCCUUAAAAUUAGUUUAUAGUAUUUUGUCUUCCGGGAAAACAGUGCAUCUUUAAUGGGGACCUCAUGUUGCUCCUGUAGGCGUAAACAAAGCUGUUGGAUUAAAAACAAAGACAGUGAACUCUGUGCCUAUUUCCUGACACAAUGUCAUCAUUGUAAUCAUCAGGCGGGAAGAUAUGUGAGGCUAUAUUAGCGGUUGGCAACAUCUAAGCACAAUACAAAUCUGAUUUUCCAAAAGCUGUAAGUGUCCAUAUAUCCUACUGAGCCAACCUAAAAAUCAUAAAGUUGUGAUUAGUAGCUACUGAAAAAAAAAUAACAAUGAAGUGGCUUCAUUGUCAAAAUGGAAAACUAUUACUGAUUUCAUAUUUGUGACAUGCACUUUCAUGUCUCAACCUUAUUCACAGCUGUUCACAACAAUAAACACUGUCUAGUGUUUGCAGUGAGCGGUGCCACUGCAGCAGAUGAGGAACAUGACAGAUGGAUCAGACUGGACUGGGACAGGUCAGGUUGAUGUUGCCAACUUCUCACAAUUAAGGCCACAGUCUUUGUUUUUAUCCACCAUCUUUGGGAAUAAAUAACAUUUGCAACCAGUAAAUUCACAUCUUUUUGUGCAAUCCUCACCCCAACACACAUCCCACCAAAUAAAACUGUAGUUCUCUCCCCAGCUCAUAUCCCAAUGAUCCCUCCCAUUUUUAUGCCCCACCCUAACAUCCUGUUCUAACAGGAAAGACAAAAAAUACAUUUUAAAAAGUAAGAUUGACAUUUUAUGGGCCCUUCAAGGCAACAUAUCUGACUUUUUUGGCAGAUAAUUGUGCUUUUCUCUUAAAAAACAAAAAGCCAAAAUUGUUUCAUUCACUUGUGAAUGAAGAACCACAAAACAAGAGAAAAGUUUGAUAAGGCAACACAGAUGAAGAAUAAAACUUGCCAAGCUUGUUAUCAUACUUUGGAGUGGAGUUGAGGGUUUUGUAAGUGGAGGGAGUGAGUGGGUGGUGUGCAGGCGCAUGGUCCCCAGCCCCCCACCCCCGCCCCAGCCCUUUCCUUGCCAUAUAUAGUCCUAUCAUCAUAUGUAUUCAAUGUGUAUUAGUACAGUACAUUACUGUUGUCAUAGGAAUGUUUCAUAUAGACUAACCCAGCUGAAUGGAAUAUCUGUUUGAUAUGUAGUAGAAGUUUUAUCCUCAUCUUAUUCUGAAAGGGCAUUGUAAAUACAACAGGGAGGGGAGGAGAGAAUGAAAGAGAGAGAGAGAGAGAGAGAGAUGUAGGUAGGGGAGGCUGGAUCCUCCCCUCCCCCUGACCUUCUGCUCCUUCUUGACCUCUCUCCACCAUCUAACAAUCUCUCUCUCUCUCUCUCUCUCUCUCUCUCUCUCACUCACUCUCCCUCUCUCUCUCUCUCUCUCUCUCUCUCUCUCUCUCUCUCUCUCUCUUCCCCUCUUCCUCUUAACGGUCUGUUCUGUCCAUUGGCAGUCUGUGUGAAUCAGUGGUUAACACAUACUAUUACACGCACACACACACACACACACACACACAUUGCUGUAUCCUCUCUGUGCUUUCUCCUUCUGCGGCCUGCUGCAUGUCUGUAUCAGAUCUGUUUUAUUUGCGCUGAUGCAGAC